Helicoverpa zea (corn earworm) is the source of this 707-nucleotide messenger RNA. RefSeq names its product succinate dehydrogenase assembly factor 2-A, mitochondrial. NCBI's taxonomy places the organism in Eukaryota, Metazoa, Arthropoda, Insecta, Lepidoptera, Noctuidae. The record is from RefSeq and is a predicted model, not a curated record. Bases 121 to 564 code for a protein of 147 amino acids. The transcript has 3 exons. Gene Ontology annotation, cellular component: mitochondrion. Gene Ontology annotation, biological process: tricarboxylic acid cycle; protein-FAD linkage; mitochondrial respiratory chain complex II assembly.
UCUUUGGUAACACUGACUUGCGAUCUUGAUCUUCAUUUUGACGUUUUUUUGUUUUUCUCUCGAAAAAAACUAUCAAUUUUCUCACAUUCUUAUCUAGGUACUUCUGCGUAAUAUUUAAAUAUGAAUAAUAUGUUCCGACCUCUAAGAUCCGUUAUCGCUACUUACAAGUUUGCUAAAGGGAUCCCCAGCGUUGCUCGCAUGAGUGACAAGCCAGUGGAUGUUGAUUACUCUUAUAUUGAGAUUCCUCGCUACGAUGUUGAUAAACCACAAUCAUUGGAGAAGCGCAAAGCAAGGCUCCUGUAUCAGUCCCGCAAGAGAGGAAUGUUGGAGAAUGAUCUUCUUUUGAGUACUUUUGCUAAGAAACAUCUGGACUCCUUGACUGAAGAGCAGACAAUUAUGUAUGAUCGCCUCAUUAAUACCGUGAGCAAUGACUGGGAUCUAUUCUACUGGAUGGUUGAGAAGCAGCCCACACCAAAGGAAUAUGACAACGAAAUCAUGGACAUGCUGAAGAAACAUGCUAAAAAUGAAGACAGAGUUGCUCUCAAGCAACCCAAUCUAUAUUGAAAAAUUUUCUGGCAAGAUAAUGUUAGCUGAAUCUUUAUUAAUUUUAUGUUUUUAGACAGUAUUUCAAAUGCAGUUAAAUUAUUUAUUAAUAUGUACUUAAAUUACUUUGUUGAGUAGUGAAUAAUAACGCUGAUAAUAACAAA